Messenger RNA from Maylandia zebra (zebra mbuna), 1843 nucleotides. It is a transcript of the gene eif4e1c, whose product is annotated as eukaryotic translation initiation factor 4E family member 1c. Lineage: Eukaryota; Metazoa; Chordata; Actinopteri; Cichliformes; Cichlidae. Gene Ontology annotation, biological process: translational initiation. Gene Ontology annotation, cellular component: eukaryotic translation initiation factor 4F complex; cytoplasm. Gene Ontology annotation, molecular function: RNA 7-methylguanosine cap binding; translation initiation factor activity. The record is from RefSeq and is a predicted model, not a curated record.
CUCCUGCGACGACUCCCCGGAUUCAGGUCAUUCAGCUCGAACAGGACUGAGGCGGCUUCCGUAGCAGAGCGAGCUGUUGGAGUGACGCAGGAGCGCCGAACGGGCAGAUCACUUCUACAGUCAAGAUGGCGACAUCGGAGCCGAAAACAACUGAAACUGAAGAUCAACAGACUGACGGUCAGGUUGUUGCGAAUCCUGAGCAGUAUAUCAAACACCCUUUGCAAAACAGAUGGGCCCUGUGGUAUUUCAAAAAUGACAAGAGCAAAAGCUGGACAGAGAACUUGCGUCUCAUUUCUAAAUUUGACACAGUGGAAGAUUUUUGGGCAUUAUACAACCACAUACAGCAGCCAAGUAAACUCGGCUUUGGCUGCGAUUACUGCUUAUUCAAGGAUGGGAUCAAGCCCAUGUGGGAGGACGACAGGAACAAGCUGGGGGGUCGAUGGCUGAUGACUCUCAACAAACAACAGAGGCACAAUGACCUCGAUCGCUACUGGAUGGAAACACUGUUGUGUUUAGUCGGUGAGUCAUUUGAUGAGGCAAGUGAAGACGUCUGCGGAGCUGUGGUCAACGUCAGACCUAAAGGUGACAAAAUAUCCAUCUGGACGAGCAACUGCCAAAACAGGGACGCCAUCAUGACGAUAGGGCAACUUUACAAAGAGCGUCUCAACCUCCCCAUGAAAGCCAUGAUUGGCUACCAGUCGCACGACGACACGUCCAGUAAGAGCGGCUCCACCACCAAGAACAUGUACUCCGUUUGAAAAAGCUCCUCAUUUCAAUUUGCUGUAGAUUUAAACAAUUGCCGAUCUGCAUCAUCACAUUAAUUUUUGAGUUGUCAACUACUGUAGUGUCCUUUCCUUUUAUUGCUAAGAGAGGUGUUCAUAGCGUGUACAGCUGGAGCUUCUCCCAAUUCAAGAUGCCAGCGGAGCGGUUGUUUAAAGAAAAAGAAAAAACGGGGAGGAAGGGUAUCGGGCUUGAGAUGUUGUACGACGAGUAAGAGAACACACGAUGAUUUACUUUUAGAGUUGAAGACUUCUGUGAUUAAUAUCAGUGACCUCUCCUAGCUUAGCUGAGAACAAGCUUUUUUUUUCCAAUACUUAAUGGCUUGAGUUGUUUAAUUAAAAAAGAAAGACUUAACUAUAGGGCCUUGUGUUUCUCUCAUGCUGAGUUCUCACUCUUUACAAAAAGUGUUUCUCACCUCACAGGAAAAAGAAGGCAGGCAACUCGUCCUCAUACAGAACAAAUUUUAAGGGCAAUUUUAACUUGAUUUAUCCACAAGUGUUGAGCAUGAGCCGGGCUUUCAGACGCACCAGCUUAAAUAAUCUACAGUAUCUUAAAGGUUUGUAAAAGCUGUGGUCACACUCCAAAGUGUAGGGUUUGGAUUAAGGCCACUUGUUGUUUCAGCCAUGCUGGAAUUAUGGGAUAUUGCUUGUAGGUUUUGCUUUGUUUUUUCCCCUCAACUUUUUUUCUCUUCCCUUUACAUUUAUUUAUAAUGUAUGCAUUGCAGUUACUUAGUUGAAAGACAACCAUGAAGCUCGUGUUUUUUCAAAUUGUUCUUUUUUUUUUUCUUUUUUUGUUAUUAAGGUUAAUAAUGUGGACUACUGCAUAUAGAUGACAUUUUUUACAGUGUACCAUACAGUAAAGAUGCCGACAGAAUUAGGUGUGCUUUUCACUGUUUUCUUCCUAACAAAAACUGUAGAUAAUGUCGCACUCCUCUCUUGGUUGUUGCAAAAGAAAGAUGAUAUUCAUUGUGAAAUGAUUUUGCUCAUAAUGUAUCUUUAUUAUCUGUAAUUCCAGGAUGUAUAUUACCUUCUUUCAAGUAAAGUUUAAGUGCUUUGCAUUAAAA